Adineta steineri is the source of this 1941-nucleotide messenger RNA. Lineage: Eukaryota; Metazoa; Rotifera; Eurotatoria; Adinetida; Adinetidae. The record is from the annotation of a GenBank genome assembly.
AUGGAUACCACCAAUAAAAAAUCUAAACGAGAACAUUCAAAAGAAGAGUCAAAACGAUCGCCUGCAAAAAGAAAAUUUCGAAAUGAAAAUGAAAAACGUCGACGAGAUUUAUUUAGUCAAUUAAUUUCUAGUUUAGAAAAUAUACUUAAUAUUGAUAAAAAACCAUCGUCUACUGAUCAAACAAGUAAAUUAGAUAAAGCAUCAAUUUUACGUGAAACUGCAGUUUAUUUAAAAAACCGUCAAAAUGAUUUAACAAUUCAAAUAACUGCUCCAUCAACCAGUUGUCGAACAACUAAUGAACAAACUGACGAAGUUGUGGAUUUUUCAUGGAAACCUCCAUCAAAUUUAGUGACAACUGACGAAUGGACUCAAAUAGCUAUAGAAGCGAUGGGCUGUUUUUUUCUUGUGGCAAAACCUGAUCCAUACAAUGGUCAAAUUGUUCAUGUAUCAAAAAAUAUUAGUUCAUUACUUGAUUAUUCUCAUAAUGAACUUCUUAAUCGUUCUUUAUUUGAAUUAAUUUUACCCCGUGAUCAUGAUCAAUUACGUGAUUAUCUUCUAAAAGAUCAUAGAAUUAUUGAAAAAUGUAAUUUAUCUUGGAGACGAGGUACAGCUGAUGAAUGUGAAGAAUGUACAAUUAUUGGAGCAUUUAGACAAGUUAGUAAAAGAAAUGAUGAAAACGAUGAAAAAUAUUUAAUGUCAAUUGUUAAAGUAAAUACAAUAGAUCGGACAUUAACAAUAAAUGAUGAUAAUUCUAUAAAUGAAUUUACAACUCGUUUAAAUCUUCGUGGAAGAUUUGUUCACGUUGAUUCAAAAGCUCGUCAAAUUCUUGGUUAUAGUUCAUAUGAAUUAAUUGGUUAUACAUAUUUUGAUUUUGUUCAUCCAGAUGAUUUAUCAAUAAUGACACGAGCAUAUCAAUUAUGGAAAGAUAAUGGAAGUGGAACAAGUGAACCAUAUAGAUUUUUAAGUAAAGGACAACAAUGGAUUUUUCUUCAAACAACUUGUCAAGCUCAAAUUAAUUCUUGGACAGGAAAACCUGAAAGUUAUAUUUGUACAACAAAUCUUUUGCCAAAUUCAACGAAUUUUUUACAAAAACAACCAUCAACAUUUUCUCAAACAACUAUUUCUAAUAUUCAAUCUCCUUUAACAACAAAUACAGUAUUACUUGCAAAUCAACAAAUAAGAAGUCCAUCAUCAGAUUCACAAAUUACAUCAUUUUUAUCUCAACUUGAUAAUGAAACGUAUCGAACAAAUAUUCGUGAAAAAUUAAAUGAACGUCGAUUAUGUAAACAAGCUGAAAUGCGUGUACGAGAAGAAGAAAUAAAUGUUAUUGAAGAUAUUCUUCAAUUUAUUAAUGAAUAUGAAUCAAAACGUUUAUUAAGAUCUUCAUUAAGAACAACUAAUCCACGUUUACAUAAUCUUCCAAUGAUAAUAAAUAGUCCAUUAUCAUCCUAUCAAACAACGACUAUCAAUCCCGAAGGUUUUAAUAUUCAUCAAUUUGAAACAACUACUGAUCCAACAUUAAUUCAAUCACCAUUAGCUGGUUCUUUUGAAGAAUCAUCUCCUCGAUCUGUUCAUAAUCUCUCAAGAGAACCUCAUCAUCAAAAUCUUCUAAUAAAAGAUGAACCAUUAAUUGAUCCAUUAGCAUCUUCAUUAUUUUCUCCUCAACAAGGACCAUUUAGUAUUCCAUCUCCAACAACACCAUUUUCCAUUCCAUCACGUCCAUCACCAAUGACACCAGCACCAUUAUCUGUGUCUCCAAUAUCAUCAUCACCAUAUCCUCGUUCAAUAUCACCUCCGAUUAAUACUUCUGCAACCAAUGAUGCUACUAAUGUAAUUCCAUCAACAGCAUCAUCAUCAUCAUCAUCAUCUUCUUCUUCAACAGAACAGACUACAAAAAAAUCCUCAUAUAAUCGUUCAUUACCUAAAAGUCUUGUUUCAUAA